UGUUCGUUCAUAAAAAAGUUAAAACGAUUAUUAUUAAAGAAAAAAAAAUUUGUAAACUAAAUAAUAAACAAAUAUUUUAGCAUUACAUUAAGAUUUUAUAACAUAAAUUUAUUUAAAAUGCAAUUUAGAAUUUUUAUUUUUAUUUAUUUUAUUUACUUAGGACUAGUGUCCACUCUACAUCCAAGAACUGUGAAAAGGAAAUAUUUAGAUUAUGUCAUUAGGGUAGUCAAUUAUAUUCGUGUACAAGAAGGAUGGAAUUCAAUAAAACAUUUGCAUCUGAAUCAUGAUGUGUACAAGAAUUUAUCAAUAGAAAAUGUAUUUGCACAAAAAGUUGACAAAAACAAUAUUUUAAACAUGUUUAGUAUUGUUGUUCAUUUACUUAACUACAAAUAUACUGAGAUAUUAAGAAGUUAUGUAGAACUUGUUACUUUAAUUUUAAAGGAAUGUGAAAAGUAUUCAGCAGCCAAUUUAUUCAAAGAAUUUAUAAAUUGUACUCAACAUAUUGAACAAAAAGUGAAAAAUUCAAUGAUUAUGUUUAACGAUUUGUACCAAGUAAUGACGUUUAUGAGUUCUUUUGAUACAAAAUGGUUAUUUAAAAAUAUUUCAGGAAUCCCAUUCGUAAUGGUAGAAGAAAUUUAUUUUGCUUAUCAUUAUACAAAUACCAUGAAAAUUUCAGAUCAAUCAUUUUUUAUUGAUGAGAAUGGUAAUUUUAUACCUGAAAAUGCGACAUCAGUACUUGCAAAUAUUAAAAAAAUUCUUGAUAAAUUAGAUUUAAUGGUAGAAAAAGAUCAAGCGAAGAAUUGUAUUUUGGUUGAGCUCUCCGAACGAAUUGACUAUCAAUUGUUAUUUGAAGAGCAAUAUUUACAUUACAAAUCAACAUAUUGCAAUUUAAAUAUUAUCGAUUUUAUGUUAAAUGCGGUAUAUGAAUUUUGCAUGAACACUAUAAAAAAUGAUUAUGAAAACCUCGGGUUUAAAGAAAUAAUAAAUCCGCUCUUAUACAAACGUCAUUCAUUAUAUCUACCUCAAAUUGAUUUUAUUUCACAAAGUAAGGGAAUAGAAAAUUUGAAUAUUAUUCUUAAUGCUGGUAACUGGAAGAUUUUAAACUAUCUAUAUAUAAAAUAUAAUAAUCAAGUAUUAAGUGCAAAUCGUGUGCUUAGAGAUCAAGCAAAUAAUAUCAAUUUUCAUCUCAAAAAGCAGUACUUUACUCAAUUAAUAAGAUGUAGAUUUUAUGACUUAUUAAAAACAUUCAGUUCACAUUUAUGUGGAAUUUUGGAAUUGUGUAAACAUGAAAAAACAAGCAGUGAUAAAUUUAGUAAUCCACACAAAUACAUUGAAUGUUUAAAAAAUUUUCAUAUGACUACUAGAAAUAUUCAGCACUUUUUAAACUAUUUAAAGAUGGCAAUGGAAAAAUUACAAAAGGCAUAUAUUUGGUGUGAAAACGGAACAUUUUAUUGUUUAGGACCAAUAAAAAACAUAGUAGAAAAUACACUUUAUUUGAUAGAAGUAAUAAACUUGAGACGAGAUGAGUUUUCUGACUACGAUACCUUAAAUUUGAAAAGAAUAGCAGACAAUUAUUUCGAAGAUGCACAAUAUUUGAAAGCCUCUUUACUGUCAAUCUUGAAUAAUGUAUCUCGAGUUCAUAAAAAGCAUUGUUUAUUUGAUGGAAAACCAUUUCAUUCAAAAAGAGAUGUUUUAGAGCAUAGCAAUAGUAAUGCAUAUUUUACAAAUAUUGCUAAUCCAACAAUAAAUCCUGUUACCAGUUAUCAACAGGCAUGUGCGGAUUUUAAUAGAUUUUGUGAAGAUUUCAUCAGGAUAGAAUAUAGAAAUUUAGGGUUUGAUAAAAUUAAUUAGAAAAAUUGCUUUUUAUUUUCUAUUUUUAUGGAUUUAGUAAUAUUCUUAUAAUUUUUCUUUGUUUGAAUUUAAGAUUAUAUAUUUUAAAUUGUAAAGUUAAUA
Molecule: messenger RNA, 1953 nt
Organism: Daktulosphaira vitifoliae (grape phylloxera)
Lineage: Eukaryota; Metazoa; Arthropoda; Insecta; Hemiptera; Phylloxeridae
Exons: 2
Coding region: 118-1851 (577 amino acids)
Source: RefSeq, a predicted model, not a curated record